AUGUCAUCAACAUUGUUAAUGUCGUUGACGUUGUCAUCAACGCAUAGAGGAUUUGAUAAGUCCAUGGUCUCGGUUAAAGAUUAUAUGUGGGCCUAUGACGUGAAACCCGAAUCUGAACGAAGUAGUCAGGCGCUCUGCUGUUUUGCUCCAGUCUCACAUCCCUCGGCCAUGAGUUUUGACUCCGUCAGUGAGGAGUCCAACUCCAAUGAUGCGCCAUCAGCAAACUUGAAGAGUUCGAAUGGUCGCCGUUUUUCCAAAGAUCAACCUGAUACGAUGGAUAUCUCUCCUGGUUCUUCCCAUGAGCGUAGAUCUCGCAGAAGUUCGAGGGACAGGGAAAGAACUCCUAGUCCGCGCUACAGAUCACACAAAAAGAAAAAGCGAGAGAGGACACCAUCAGCCUCACCACCAUUUGAUAGAAGCUCGAGCCGUAGAUCGAGAUCACGUUCUCGUUCGAGGAGAGAUCGAGAUAGAAGUCAAAACGGUCGAGAUCGAUUCAAAAGGCGCGAGAGAGACGAGCGGAAAAGCAAGAAGGAUAGACGAUCGAGGCGGGAUCGUUCUCGAUCACCACAAAGAAGGAAAAGUGGAAAGUCAAGACGAAGAAAGUCGACUAGUAGCGACAGCAGUGAUGACGAAAUAACGCUUAGAGAUCGAACUACUUUAUUUGGCGAGCUGGUCCGAAAGCAUGGUGAGUCAGCUGAUGCACUUAUCAGGAAUCGCGACAAGCAUCGCAAACUCAAACGUAGGAAAAGAGAUACUUCUUCGAGCAGUUCGAGCAGUGAGGAUGCGAAGAAUAUUGACAAGAAGCCUACGACUGUUCCAAUGUCACUGCCAGUUGCUUGCCCACCUCCGACUUUUCUCGACCCCGCAACUGCACAGUAUUAUCAGUUGAUUACUGCUAGCGGAUUAGUCGUUCCUGUAGCUGUUCCACCUCCUUCUGUUGUUGGGAUGCAUUUACCACCUCCACCAAUACCACCAGCUCCUGGAGCCUCUUCCAUGGACUCAAAGAAUAUUUCAUCGCUACCGACGGAAAUGGUGGUGCCACCACUUAGCAGUAUUCCUGUUCCACCUCCUCCGGUUCCCCCGAUUCCUUUCGAGCCUGCUCCACCACCUCCGAUUCCACCGCUGCCUUCAAUGACCGUUUCUGCCAGCGCGUUGUCUGAUCCUGCGGUGCCAUCAGGUUCUGGGGCCAUCGGAGCCAGUAGUUUAUCAGUUCCAACUCGCUCGUCGGGGUUACCAAUGCCAAACGUUUCCAACAUUAAGAAGAGAGGAUUCGAUCGUCCUACAGUUCUUAACAAGAUACGAAGAGGAAUCGAUUUAUCAAAUGAAUGGGGCAGUGGAUUUGUGGAAAAAUAUGAAAUUUUAUAUCAAGUUGGUGAAGGUACUUAUGGACAAGUAUAUAAAGCUAGAGAUAAAGUAACAGGUGAACAAGUGGCUUUGAAGAAAGUGCGAUUGGAAAACGAAAAAGAGGGUUUUCCAAUAACUGCUGUCCGAGAAAUUAAGAUUUUACGACAGUUAAAUCACGCGAAUGUUGUAAAACUUAUAGACAUUGUCACAGACAAAUUAUCUGCAGCGGAUAUGCGCACUGAAAGAGCAAAUUUUUAUUUGGUUUUUGAAUACGUGGACCAUGAUCUUAUGGGAUUGCUUGAAGCUUCGCACUUGAUCAACUUUCAUAAUGAUCAGAUUCGAAGUUUAUUUAAACAGUUAAUAUUGGGUCUAGAGUACUGUCAUUCCGCCGGGUUUCUCCAUCGUGAUAUAAAAUGCAGCAAUAUUUUGUUGAAUAACAGAGGUGAACUGAAGAUAGCCGAUUUUGGUCUUGCUCGUUAUUAUUCUUCGGAUCAAGAGAGACUUUACACCAAUCGAGUGAUUACUUUGUGGUAUCGUCCACCGGAACUAUUGUUGGGUGAUGAGCACUAUGGUCCAGCGAUUGACGUGUGGAGUAUCGGGUGCAUCCUUGGGGAAUUUUUCACAAGGAAGCCGCUUUUUCAAGGCAAUAAUGAAGCAGGGCAACUAGACCUUAUAUCUAAGGUCUGUGGCACACCAUGUUUGGCGAACUGGCCUGAUGUAGAGAAAAUGCCCCUGUUCAAUACACUUCGGAGUAAAAAGCAACAUGUGAGAUGUCUUCGUGAGGAGUUCUCACAAAUAAUGCCGUCUGGUGCAAUCGAUCUCAUGGACAAGAUGCUUUUGCUAGAUCCGAAGCGUCGCAUCUCUGCAAAAGAUGCCAUUAGUCAUUACUGGAUCAAAAAUUUCGACUAUGCCACAGUUCCUCCACUGAGAUUGCCGCAACAUCAGGACUGUCAUGAGUUGUGGAGCAAGAAACAGCGGAAAGAACGUCGCUCGCUUAAUCCAAAAAUGACAGUUCCACCUUUUGACGGCCAAGAUUUGGAGACCUCGAACCAUCCAUCUUGUAUUGGUCCGAGCAGUCAAUCACUGCAGUACGAUAGGCGGCGAAAUUCCCCAUCAAAUGGAUUUGUGCCUGGAUCUUCAUCGAUCAAUCCUUCAAAGACAGAAGCCAUCGAGCAAUCUAUAUAUGCUGCUUUGUACGGAUCCGACACUUCACAGCUAAUACGACUUCUUCAAUAUACAAAUGCAGCAGAAGAUUUGCAUAUCUUCAACAAACUAUCGCAGAUCUCUCAGUUCGCCCCUUUGCAAGCAGAUGAUCCACGCCCUAUGAAGGAGCGAUUGCUGGAGCUUCUGUCCAAUAGAAAUUAUUUCAAUGCGAAGCCAUCGACAAACAAUUUCAUCGCUGGAAAUACUGUCCAACAGGGACCUCGAUCUGUUAAUGUCGUCGACUCUGAUGGAUACCGAAGCCUUCCUCAUCAUUUGCAACCUCAUGCCUACAGAUGA
Messenger RNA from Necator americanus (New World hookworm), 2844 nucleotides. RefSeq lists its product as uncharacterized. Lineage: Eukaryota; Metazoa; Nematoda; Chromadorea; Rhabditida; Ancylostomatidae. The transcript is spliced from 21 exons. The coding region runs from base 1 to 2844 and encodes 947 amino acids. Gene Ontology annotation, cellular component: nucleus; cyclin/CDK positive transcription elongation factor complex. Gene Ontology annotation, biological process: positive regulation of transcription elongation by RNA polymerase II; protein phosphorylation. The record is from RefSeq and is a predicted model, not a curated record. Gene Ontology annotation, molecular function: ATP binding; RNA polymerase II CTD heptapeptide repeat kinase activity; cyclin binding.